Molecule: messenger RNA, 342 nt
Organism: Nicrophorus vespilloides
Lineage: Eukaryota; Metazoa; Arthropoda; Insecta; Coleoptera; Silphidae
Gene: RpL29
Product: 60S ribosomal protein L29-1
Exons: 4
Coding region: 75-290 (71 amino acids)
Biological process (GO): cytoplasmic translation
Cellular component (GO): cytosolic large ribosomal subunit; ribosome
Molecular function (GO): structural constituent of ribosome
Source: RefSeq, a predicted model, not a curated record
GUAGCAAUUCGAAACAUCUAAAAUUCUUUCAUUCAAGUGUUUUGUUAGUGACACAUACACGAAGCUAGUAAAUAAUGGCCAAGUCAAAGAAUCACACAGCCCACAACCAAAACCGCAAGGAUCACCGUAAUGGAAUCAAGAAGCCAAAGCGCUCCAGGCACGAAUCUACCUUGGGUAUGGAUGCUAAAUUCUUGAAGAACCAGAAGUUCUGCAAGAAGCACAACCUGAAGCCCGCUCAACAACUCAAGCGCGCUAUUGCCAGGAAAGCCGCCAAGGACUCCAAGAAAUAGAUGUGACGCUUGUGUAGGACUUUUUUUAAAAUUAAAAAUGAAAAAAUAAUUA